GCCCUUAGCUACCCAGUGACAAAAAGCUACCUGCACUAUUUCGAUAGACUUUAUUAAAAUUUCUACCAUGUGUCAAUUGAUUGCAUCAUCCAUAUAUUGAUAUGUAAGCCAUGUAUAUUCAACUGGCACCAAUAAACACAGCUGUCAAAGUGAAUGGAACAUGAGUUGCUGAUUUCUGUGAAUCUAUUUUUGUUUGACAAAUUUGAUUUUAUCAUAGUGGUGGACAAAUAAGCAGGCUUUCUUUUUAUCUCUAGAAAACUACUUAUUAUUGCAGCACUGGCGAUUUGGGAACCGCACCAAUAAAUUAGCCUUCCGUUUUUUUGCGUUGCUAAUACUAAACUGGAGAGAAAAAUCAGAAAAUUGGAGAGAAAACCACUAUCGUUCUGAUUAUACCAUAGUCAGUGCGACAACAAACGUAUCUGUCGGGUGCUAACACGACAAACAAAUUGCUCUAAUGAAAAUUAGAAUAAUACUUGCGCCCAAAAUUUUUAUAAUUUAUCUCAGCUUGGUCAAUGCUGUCAAAGCGUAAGAAAAAUGCUACGGCAACGAUAUGCGGUGGAUGAAGCUUAUUCAAGUACGACAGUUAUUGUGUUACGUUGAAUGACAUUGUAGCGUCUGAUAGAAAUCAACGUGACAAUGCACUUGCAGAGAUCGACAAUGCGGUUAUUAGCAGCCCGUGUACAUAUACUCCUUUCGGAGGCGUUUUUCGAAACUAAUUGCCGCAUGACCGACUACAAUCUAGUGUGCUUGCCGUGUCCGCGUUUGACGGCCUCUGCAAUUCCUGAUUCAGUGAGUAGCUUGAUGAUACAAUGGAGACUCCAGCUGUCUACUCCUACAUUCAGAAUACGGUUGCCGAUGGAGCGGCCGCAGUGUCCUCUCUCAUGAUAGACCCCUUCGAUGAGCUAAUUUGGGUGGGCGGUCAAGGGGGUCACGUCACCUCAUAUUACAGUGCGCUAUGCGAAAAAUAUACUUCGUUUCAAGCGCACCCACCAGGUUAUCCUGUACGAGAUCUGGCCCUCCAUCAGGAGGGGGUGAUUUCGCUGUCUCCAGCAUCCGUACGGAUGAAUGUACGCCGGGGUCUUACAAGAUGGAUUCAAACAUCGGAAGACUUUUAUGACCUUUGCACUCUGAGUCUUCUAGACAAAUCUGCAUCCAACCAUCGUCUAGCCGUUUCAGGAAACCAGCCGUCUCUAUUCGAAUUGGACAUAAACAGAAAUGGGCAGAUCGUUCGACGGGCAUCAAUUGAGGGUGGCACUGGAUAUAAGAUAGUACGAAACAACCCCACAUUCUUGGCUUGCGCGGAUUUUGCUGGAGGAAUUGAUCUACGUAACAAGGAUAACUUUCAGGUCAUGCGCCAUCUUGCUCCUACGUCUUCAAAUAUGAUGAUUCAGGAUAUGGCGUUAUUAGGGAAUCAGCUCGUUACAUGCGGAUUUUCUGAUGUCUACAGAAAUCGCCCGACUGCGCAUAUGUACUUAAGCGUCUACGACCUUCGAACGUUCCGGCCUCAGUUGAUACGGACGCACUUUCCUCCAGUUCUACUUAAGUUCCUGGAGGUUUAUACAUCACGUCUAGUCUGCGUUUCAACAUCGGGCCAGUUUCAGAUGUUUGAUGUCGGGCGACUCGAACCAGCAUCGCCUAUCAAUUCGAUCGAGAUGCUCCAAUUUCAAGUAACAUGCUUCGAUGUCUCUUCAAACUCUCAGGGCAUUGCGUUUGGUGAUGAAGCAGGAAAUAUAAUUGUUUACGGAACUGCCCAGGAUAUCCGCUUUCAUAAUACUAUUCAACGCGCAACGGAGUUCGCUGAUCCAGUUGAUACAUUGCCAGCGAUGGAUGUGUGCGAUCCACUCAAUGUCUACUCAUCUGUUCCGCUGCCAAUUUGCGAUGGACCCUUACUCAGUGAUCUGCCGCCACAAAUAACGCGAUUUCGAUAUCAUGUGUCGGGCCCGGUCGACCCAGCGAUUCUAAGUUCGAUUAAAAUGGUGGGACAAAUAGGUUAUGCCCCAAAUAAUGGCCGAAUGCGUCGAAAUGAGUACAACUACAUCACUAGCAAACAUGCCACCGCUUCUUUCAAACUACAGGAUCAAUCACCGUCCCAUGAAAGCCAAAUACCUUUAUACUACCAGAAGAUUGAUAUAAAAUACAACAAGUUGGGUAUCGAGGACUUCGAUUACAAUCAAUACAAUAACACAUGCUUUGCUGGACUCGAGAGUUCCCUGCCGAACUGCUACAGCAAUGAUAUGCUUCAGGUGUUCUAUUUUCUGGAACCACUCCGAGUUAUGCUAACCAAUCAUUCAUGCGACCGCGAAUUCUGCCUCUCCUGCGAACUGGCCUAUUUAUUCCAUAUGUUAGAAAAUGCCCAGGGCAUGCCCUGUCAGGCCAGCAAUUUCCUACGGGCCUUUCGUACUAUUCCAGAGGUCAGCGCCUUAGGACUUCUGUCCAAUGAAGACCGAACGACUGGUUGCAGGCAAUUAAUUCAGGGAUGGACGCGAUUUAUAUUUACCCAGUUACACCAGGAGACACUCGAUCCGAACGGAGAGUCGGUUGUAUCACGAUUGUUUACAAUGCCACAGAAAACUCUUCAAAGGUUAUUAUUUAUUUAUCAUUGAUCUUAUUACGGGCGCAUUAUUUCCUUUUUGGCCAAAUUUUAAUGUUUUUUCGCAGAACAAUGGCAGUAUAUCUGUAUGUUCGUUCGUAGAUAUGAUAAACAUAUUUAGUUCGGCAGAACAAAAAACGACUCUUGAAUAGAUGUUCGGCUGUAGAUAUGAUAAACAUAUUAAUUCAGCAGAACAAAAAAUAACUGUUGAAUAGAUCAUAUGUAUACGUUAUUUACUCGUGACGGAUGCUGUGUAAAAAAAAUAAAAUUGUUAAAUCCUGCAUUCGAAAAUAACACCAGUUGCAGAUACCGACAGCAGUUGUCUCUAGCAAAAUUAUACGGCUGAAUGCAAAGGGCUAAGACUAUAUAUUUUAUUAUAUCUCGAGAAUCUAACGUACUGCGCCUGGUAGGUAACUUAACGAGGAAUACGCGACUUAUCUGCCAAACUAAGAACAUUUUGGCGGGCUGUUUGCCAUAAAAGGCAUGCGUUCAUUCGCUACGCCUAUCAUUACACGAAAGCCAGUUCUUUUUAGAUCAAAACAACGAACUCGUCUAGCCAACAAUAGUACUUCGUGUUUCAAAAUUUAAGCGAAGAUUGAAUAUUAUCGAAUCUUUCAAUGAACGUUUAUAGCGAAUAAAAAUACUUCUUUGCUUGAAAUCGACAGUCUACGUUAUUGCCAGGCUUUUAAAAAAUUUCAGUAUGACUUUACUUAAAAAAAGAGCUGGAUGAUUCUCGGUAAAAUUUUAUAGGGCUAUAGAACAAAUCAAAUGUCUCCAAAAGCCAUUUACUGUACACCUAGGUCCUUGAUACAGCUAUUAAGGGUCGUUUUAGAGUGAAGAACAUCAAUUUCCAAUUGAGUGGUUCCAGUUUUUUAGACUCUUGGGCUGCUAUCAGUCAAAAUGUAAUUCUGUUUAAAUUUUUCGUAAUUAGCGUAUAUAAGCCACACCUUAGUGAGUGUCUUUUUUUAAUAUUAUUUGACAACGGUUAUUACUAAAUAGUUCAGAUUAAGGAAAAAUAUUAUAUUAAUGGUUUACGAGAUAUUUAGGUUCCGGAUUGAAGCUGUAAUUGUGAUGGUUGUUAUAUGAAAUACGCAUA
Molecule: messenger RNA, 3686 nt
Organism: Varroa destructor (honeybee mite)
Lineage: Eukaryota; Metazoa; Arthropoda; Arachnida; Mesostigmata; Varroidae
Product: PAN2-PAN3 deadenylation complex catalytic subunit PAN2-like
Biological process (GO): nuclear-transcribed mRNA poly(A) tail shortening
Cellular component (GO): PAN complex; P-body
Molecular function (GO): protein binding; poly(A)-specific ribonuclease activity
Source: RefSeq, a predicted model, not a curated record